Molecule: messenger RNA, 4609 nt
Organism: Cyclopterus lumpus (lumpfish)
Lineage: Eukaryota; Metazoa; Chordata; Actinopteri; Perciformes; Cyclopteridae
Gene: carmil1
Product: F-actin-uncapping protein LRRC16A
Exons: 38
Coding region: 252-4544 (1430 amino acids)
Biological process (GO): regulation of Arp2/3 complex-mediated actin nucleation; cell migration
Cellular component (GO): plasma membrane; lamellipodium
Molecular function (GO): protein binding
Source: RefSeq, a predicted model, not a curated record
GGGAGCAAAGUUUGAAGCCCUUCCUCGUCCUCGUCCAGCCAGCGCGAUGCAGAAGCAACGCAGCGCGCGUGCGUAACGUGUCCGGGCACGCGGGGAUCGGACGCGCUUAGGUUCGUUAGGCACGGAGGGGUGUGGACAGGUGACCCGUCCGAGGACACAACCGGGGGCACUGCUCCUUCAACCGCUGCCUCCGCUCCUCCUGCUCCGGUGGACCCGCUCCUCCUGCCCCGCUCAGCGGACUCCUCUGCGGCAUGUCGGAGGACGUUCCCCCCGAGCUGUUGGAGAGCGUGCGGGAGGCGGUGGGCCGGAGGGUGAAGCUGACCCUGAGACGCAGAGUCCAGCUGGAGGUCAAAGGUGACAAGCUGGAGAACCGAGUGCUGGCGCUGGCGUCCCAUCGGGCCUUCCUGCUGACGGCUCGGGUCCCCUCCAAGGUGGAGCACUCCUUCAACUACCUGGAUAUCCAGGGAAUCAGCAGCAACAAGCCCACUCAGCUGCUGUUGGAGAGCGAGCGCGGUCCAUGGAGCCUCCGCCUCGGCUCGGUGGAGGAAGUGGACGAGGUCAUCGCUCACAUCGGCGGCUGCCUGCAGCAGAUCUGCCCCGCCAGCUCACCUGUCAAGGUGAUGAAGAAGCUGGUCCUGAAGCCCCCGGAGAGGACGGCGUCCCUGCAGGCCGCCUGGGACGAGCCGGGCUCCGCGGACCUGGGGCCGUGCGGAGGCUUUUCUCUCCAGUACUGGUGUGUGUGUGACCACCUGGGUCUGCCCUACCGGGAGGAGGUCCAAUGGGACGUGGACACCAUCUAUCUGACUCAGGACACCCGAGAGCUCAACCUGCAGGACUUCAUCCACCUGGAGAACAGGGAUCUGGUGGCGAUCAUCGCAGCUCUGGAGUACAACCAGUGGUUCACUAAACUCUCCACCAAGGACUACAAACUGUCGACUGAUAUUUGUGACCAGAUCUUAAGAGUGGUGUCUCGGUCCAGCCGGCUGGAGGAGCUGGUGCUGGACAACACCGGGCUCAAAAGUGAUUUUGCUCAGAAGCUGGCCAGCGCGCUGUCGUACAACCCGGCCUCCACGCUGCACACACUCAACCUGAGCAACAACUCACUGGAGGACAAAGGCGUUUCCGCUCUGAGUGCUCAGCUCGCCAAACUUCCCAUGGGCCUGAAGCACCUGAACCUCUCCAGGACCUCCAUGUCCCCUAAAGGUGUGAACAGCCUCUGCCAGGCGCUCGCCGCCAACCCGUCGGUCGCCGCCGCCCUCGUGCACCUCGACCUGUCGGGAAACUCGCUCCGAGGCGACGACCUGCCGAACCUGCACGGCUUCCUGAGUCACCCGAACCGCCUGGAGACUCUGGACCUGUCCAACAGCGACUGCUCCCUGGAGCAGGUGUGUGCCUCUCUGCUCAGAGGAUCUUUGAAGCAUCUCUCCGUCUUCAACAUGUCGAAGUCGGUCUUCUCUCACAGGAAGUGUAAAGAAGUCUCUCCGUCCUUCAAGCAGUUCUUCAGCGACGCUCAGGCUCUGAGCUCCGUCAGCCUGUCGGGAACCCGGCUGCCUCUCGAGGCUCUGAAGGCUUUGCUGCUCGGACUCGGCUGCAACCCGAACCUCAGCGACGUGUCUCUGGAUCUCAGCUGCUGCGAGCUGCGUUCUGGAGGCUCCCAGAUCCUGGAGGGUUGUGUGGCGGAGAUCCCCAACAUCUCCAGUCUGGACAUUUCUGACAACGGUCUGGACUUGGACCUGACCACCCUGCUGGUCUGGCUGGCUAAGAACCGCUCCAUCAGACACCUGUCGCUGGGCAAGAACUUCAACAACAUCAAGUCCAAAAAUGUGUCUCAUGUUCUGGACAACCUGGUUCACAUGAUCCAAGAGGAGGAAUCGCCGCUGAUCUCGCUGUCCCUGGCUGACUCCAAGCUGAAGACCGACCUGUCCAUCAUCCUCAACGCCCUGGGCAGCAACACCUCUCUGACCAAAUUGGACAUCAGCGGAAACUCCAUGGGAGACAUGGGGGCCAAGAUGCUGGCCAAAGCCCUGCAGAUCAACACCAAACUCAGGACAAUCCUGUGGGAUAGGAACAACAUCAGCCCUCAGGGCCUGCAGGACGUCGCUGCUGCUUUGGAGAAGAACCACACCAUUCGUUUCAUGCCUGUUCCCAUCAUGGACGCUGCUCAGGCACUGAAGGCGAGCCCAGAGAAGACGGAGGAGGCCCUGCUCAAGAUGGAGCAGUACCUGCUGAGGAACCACGAGACCCGCAAAUACCUCCAGGAGCAGGCGUACAGGCUGCAGCAGGGAAUAGUCACCACCACCACGCAACAGAUGAUGGACAUGAUUUGUGUCAAGGUGCAGGACCACCUGAACUCUCUGAGGUUCACAGAGACCAGCUCGGUCCAGGAGGACGUGAAGGUGGCCGAGAACUUCAUGAAAGACGCCAGGAACUCCAAGAAACUGCUCCCCAACCUGCACUACCUGAAGAGUGCCGGGUCCAGCGGAGCGUGCGUCGGAGCCAUCGAGGACAAGCUGGAGUCGAUGGCCGGUGAGGUCUCCCGGGUCAUCGACGAGCAGCUGCAGACAAUGCUGGUGUCCAUGGUGGACGCCGCCGAGGGCCUGUGUCCCCACGUGAUGAAGAGGAGCAGCCUUCGCCAGGAGCUGCUGAAGGCCGGAGCCGGGAGGAUGACCGUCCCUCGCAGCUUCAUCACCACCACGCUGCUGGAGCAGUCCGGGGUGGACAUCAUCAACAAGAUCAGCGAAGUGAAGCUGAGCAUGGCGUCGUUUCUUUCCGAUCGCAUCGUGGACGAGAUCCUGGAGUCUCUGUCCCGAUCACAGCAUACUCUGGGCGAACACGUGGUCCGUAAGAGUCGGCCUCCGCUGCACCACGAGCCCCCGAUGGAGACGGAGGUUCUGGAAGAGACGGUCCUGCAGCCGGAGAAACGCGACCAGGAGCAGAAGCAAAGCCGGACCCGGGACCAGAAGCCCGGGCUGCAGGAUUUGGACGGCUGCAUUAUGACUCCUAAAUCCAAGAGGAAGAGUAUCCUGGUGAGGAUGCUGCGACCCGUCUCUGUGGCGUUCGAGAUGGAGUUUGACCUGGACAAGGCUCUGGAGGAGGUUCCCAUCCACGUGGAGGACCUUCCUCCUGCGCCGGCACAGCCAUUGGACAGAGGGUCAGUCCCCCAGGGAGACCUCCCCCCUCCCCCUCCUCCACUGGACGCGAAGCCGGUCUGUUUGGGCGAGCUGCCGCCUGUGGAGCACAAGCUGCUGGAGCACCACACCAAACUCCGACCGAAACCCAAGAAGAGGACCAGACCGAGCCGACCAGCCCGGAAAGCCGCCGGCUCGACGCCACCGGAGGCCGAGCAGAACAGCAUCAUGGGAAAGCUGGAUGAGGGCCUGGAUGACUUCUUCUCCAAGAAAGUCAUUAAACUCAGCUUCAAACUUCCCUCUGUGAGAGGUCCGUCCUCCAGCUCGCAGGAAGCAGCAGAUAAGAAACGCGACUCCAGAAAGAGCGGUUUCUUCAACCUCAUCAAGUCCCGGACAUCCCGCUCGGAGAAGAGCCACGGAGCCGCCUCCAUCACUCCACUCCACCCCGCCGCCUCCUCCACCUCCUCCACCUCCUCUGCUUCACCAUCUCCCUCUGUUGCCCCAGUGGCUGAGGAAACGCCGCCGACAUCCCCCACUCCUCCUGCGAGAAACCCCGUUUCUGUGGCGGAGCCCCAUCAGGAGCUCCACAGGGCUCAAUCCUGGGACCACACGGAUUCUGAAACGGAGACCUCGCCGACCGCUGACGAACCUUCUGAGGAGGAGACCGUGGAGAAGAAGGAGAACCCCCACAUUCUCCGCCAUAUUGGGGUCCCUGUGAUGGGCAUGGACCUGCUGGCUGAGAUGAAGGCCAGACAGGGCAGAAUGGCUGUAAAGAAAGCUGAGUCGUCAUCCUUACUGGACAAUGAUAAAGACAAGUCGGACGUCCAUCUCGUGGUCCCAGUGGACGCUGAUGAGUCCAAACCGGAGCCGACUCCCAGGUCAAAACCGCCCAGCGUCACCCCCAAACCGGCCCCACCCCAGGCCAUCAAACCUCCGCUCGGGCCCCGGACUUCUGUGCCCCUCAGCCCUGCCAGUCCGACCAGCCCCGGGCCGAGCAGCACCUACACCUUCGAUGAGUCUGCUGAGGCUCCAGCAGGCGGCUCCUCUGCCAAAGGACCACUUCCUGCUCCUCGCCUGAAGAGGGCGCCGUCGGAGCAGGAGAGAGAGAGCACCAGCAGCAACUCUGCAGGACCCCUUUCUCCUCUGGACGGCGAGUUUCCUGCGGACGGCGACGCGUUCGAGCCGCCGAGCCCGGCGUUGGAUCCCGGCGCCGGUGGCCGUCAGUGGUCGUCCCUAAAGAGCUCCGCCGGUCCUCUCGCUGCGAGCCGGGACCGGGACCAGGAGGAGCGAGCCAAGUCCCUCCCCGCCUACGUGAGGCCUCCAUCUCUGACCGACACAGAUCCCAGACCAGCUGAGGAGGACGUUCCGUCUCCGGUCGCUGAUCUCAAGUCAGACGACGAGUCCGGUGACGUCUGAUCGAGAUGCUUCCCCACAUGGCACACACACACACACACACACACACACACACACACACACACACA